This is a messenger RNA of Haemonchus placei, 252 nucleotides long. NCBI's taxonomy places the organism in Eukaryota, Metazoa, Nematoda, Chromadorea, Rhabditida, Trichostrongylidae. The record is from the annotation of a GenBank genome assembly.
AUGGGAGAGCAAGGAGUCGAGCUAAAAGAAUCACCUCCAGUGGUGAAUUCUCACCCGCCAUCUGAAGUCGAAGGGCAGGACCCUCCAGCUGUCCCUGUCCCUGCUGCUCACACAGCUCGCAUGGCACGCAUAGACAAUAUGCCUCGUGUUGGCCGACGAGUGAGCUCGAUAGAAGCUGUCAAGGGAGCUCCACCACCGAAGCGCCAGUCUGUGGUCGUGUACGAGACGCCCGAUUCGCCUCCUGCUCAGUAA